AGGAAUUCUCUUACUCCGUGUGUGGUACAUGUACUCUCAUAGUGCCAUUGCGCGAGCGGUUGCAUGCUUCAGCUACGCAGCAUGCACUAUAUCGUCCCUCGCGAUGAUGGGCUCAAGUCUUCCGUUACUGAAGUCAAGCGCGGAAUCUCUGCAGAUUCAGCGGCAGAUAACAACCAUCCCAGGAUGUUCUGCGCCUGCCCCGUCGAUGAUAUGGGCAGUCUUCGUUCCAAGUACCAUCAUCCACAUAAUCUUGUUUGGAUUCACGAUCGUACGAGUUACGAGGAUCUCUCGUGACUUCCGGAUGGAUAUGUUGAUGCAACGUCUAGCACGAGAUGGAAGUCUUGUCUUCUUCGUUUCGAUGGCUUCGGCCACAUUCUCCGUGGUCGGUGCUCGUUUAACCACAGAUCCUAUGAUCAACGGGCCAGCAACUUGGUCGAACUCACAAUUAGCAAUCAGCGCAGUCGCAGUGUCUCGGCUUAUGCUCAGCAUACGCUCUCUCGCUGGGAAGUUGAGAAUUAAUCAAGAUUGGUUAUUCAACCCGUCUGAGCUUAGCAGGAUCAGGUGGUGGGCUGUCUCUGAUGAUUAUGGCCGCAGCAUAGUAGUCGAUAUGGACACACGUGAACCAGUAGUACACAAAGUAUGAUGUUAGCUGUGACAUAAUAAAUUAAAAGACUAAUUAGAUAUCA
Messenger RNA from Suillus bovinus, 686 nucleotides. RefSeq lists its product as uncharacterized. Bases 29 to 643 code for a protein of 204 amino acids. The transcript has 5 exons. The record is from RefSeq and is a predicted model, not a curated record. Lineage: Eukaryota; Fungi; Basidiomycota; Agaricomycetes; Boletales; Suillaceae.